Molecule: messenger RNA, 948 nt
Organism: Penicillium argentinense
Lineage: Eukaryota; Fungi; Ascomycota; Eurotiomycetes; Eurotiales; Aspergillaceae
Product: dihydrodipicolinate synthase family protein
Exons: 1
Coding region: 1-948 (315 amino acids)
Molecular function (GO): 4-hydroxy-tetrahydrodipicolinate synthase activity
Source: RefSeq, a predicted model, not a curated record
AUGACAGCCAACGGCACCACCAGACGCAACCCCCUCACCUACGGGUUCUACGUGCCCACCGUGGCCUUCUUCCAGCCUGACGAAGAGGUGGAUCUGCCGACUGUCGAGAAACACGCCGCUUAUCUCGCCCGCAGUGGCGUCACCGGUCUGGUCACCCAGGGCAGCAAUGGCGAAGCCGUCCACCUCGACCGCGACGAACGCAAGGCUAUUACUGCUGCCACCCGCCGCGCCGUCGAUGCCGCCGGCUAUUCCUCCAUGCCCGUGAUCGCCGGCUGCGGUGCCGCCUCCACGCGCGAGUCCAUCCAGCUGUGCCAGGACUCGGCGGCUGCGGGCGCCGACGCCGUGCUGGUGCUGCCGCCCAGCUACUACAAGGCGCUCGUGAGCAACGAGGCCAUGUACGCGCAUUUCCACGCCAUUGCGGACGCCUCGCCCAUCCCGGUGCUGAUCUAUAACUUCCCCGGCGCAUCGUCGGGCCUGGAUCUGUCGUCGGACGAUAUCCUGACCUUGGCCAAACACCCCAACAUCAUCGGGUGUAAGCUGACCUGCGGCAACACGGGCAAGCUGGCUCGCAUCGCGGCCGGCUCCAAGCCUGAGUUCUUGACGUUUGGUGGCUCCGCCGAUUUCACCCUGCAGACCCUCAUCGCUGGCGGUGACGGUAUCAUCGGCGGCACCGCCAACAUGAUUCCCCGAUCAUGCGUGCGUCUCAUGGAGCUGUACCGGGCGGGCAAGCUCGAGGAGGCGCAGAAGGUCCAGGCGAUUGUGGCGCGGACGGACUGGGCGGCCAUCCACGGCGGCUUCAUUGCUGUCAAGACGGCGCUGCAGUCAUAUCAUGGAUACGGUGGACUGCCGCGUCGUCCAUGUGUGGUACCUUCUGAGAAGGCUGCCGCUGCCAUCCACGAGGAGUUCCGCGAAGGUAUGGAGCUGGAGCGGUCAUUGGAGAAGUCGUGA